AGAAAAGCAAGGGGAGGAGGAAGAAGAAAUUGGAAGAAAGUAGAAAAAGAAGCAGGAGAAGAAGAAGUGGCUAAAAAAACAACACGGACACUUGGCUGUCUGUUAACAAACAAGGUUACACAAAUACCUGAGAGGAAAUGACCCAAUGCAUGAUGUGAACUGUGAAAAGGAGUUUUGACACCAGGAAGUGAGUGCUGAUAAUGGUGAACCUGAAUCGGACUCCCAGGUGCCCUCUGUGUUACCUUUUUCACACGAGUCUGGGGAAGAAGUUGCCACAGAGAAUGAAUUUAGGAUAUCAACUUCCAUGAGUUUUCAUUUUCACGUGGCUUCUGUUAAUCAGCUGUAAAACAUGGAGAGAGAAGCAGCUGAGAAGGAGAUGGAGGAGGUCACGGACACUGAUGAAGAGACCGCUGAUGGUAAUGAUACUAAGACCAGUCAGUGGGAGACCAGAGAGACUGAUGAUGACUGUUACCAGGAGGAAAGAACAGCCUAUCUCAGAUCUAAUUCUCAGGACACCCUUAAUCCAUCCACUCCACACGACUCUGGAAUUGGGGAAUCCGAAUUUUGUGGAUCUACAGAGGCCAAAGAGGAUACUGAGGAGGUUUCAGAUGGGUUAGAGCAUGAAAGUAUGGCAGAUAUUGAGAAUGUGCAGGUUAUAAAUCAGGAAGAGGAUGAAGCUGCAAAGGAAAUGAAUGGAGAGUCAGGUUGGAGGAGCAUUGGAAGUGGAAAGAAGUGCAAACUGAGGAACAGUGGAUCCAUGUCAGAACAGAGCUCUUUUACAUCAUCCUCGUUUCAAAAAGGCAAUGUUAUAUCCAGUGGCAGCAGGCACAAGCAAACUCGCAGACGUAACCACCAUCACCAUCAGCAGAACCGAGGCCGCAGGCGCACAGGCAACCAGCUUGUCUUAGCUUUUAAGGAAAUGUUAUCAGAGUCAGUCAGCUUGUGGUGCAUCUCUUGCAUCCAUAUGAUGAUCGAAAUUAUUGUCACGCUAACUCAUAAUUGUGGAGUUGGCGUGGAGACAGGUGGUGUGAAACUUUACAACUUUGGCCAGCAGCUCCUUGUUAAAAUCACAGACAUACCUGGGAUGAAGGCAGAUGCUAGCCGGAUUCUGAACUGGACAAAAAGCACAGGAGCAGACCUAGUAGAUAAAAUCGUAAGGUCAGUGAAGUUUGUAAAGACUUCUGCCUUAUCCUGUUUCACACUGUUAUGCGCUUUGGUCAUCCUUGGAACUCAGUGGGCAAAAGGUUUAUUAGUUCGCAUUGGUGGGGAGAGAGGGAAACACUAUUGGACACUUUUUCAGGAGUCAAGGUUCUGGAGGAGUGUUGUAUCGUUGCUGGAGAAAGUCCGGAGCUGCUUCAGGAGAAAUGGCCAUGUGCCAUCGUCCAACCCUGAGUCGCCAGGCAGAGCAGGGAGAAGCCAGCCAGGUCAGGAGCUGGAAAGACUGCUGGCCUUGGCCGAAGUACCAGAGGAUGAGCUUGACCCUUUUUCAGUGCUCGGUGUUGAGAUCCACGCAACUGAGGCUGAGCUGAAGAGGGCCUACAGACAGCUGGCUGUCCAGGUCCAUCCAGACAAGAAUAAACACCCACGAGCUGGAGAGGCGUUCAAAGUACUGCGGGCUGCCUGGGAUAUCGUCAGUAACCCAGAAACACGACGAGAGUAUGAGUUGAAACGUAUGGCAGCAACUGAGCUCUCAAAGUCCAUGAAUGAGUUUCUCACUAAACUGCAGGAUGACCUGAAGGAAGCCAUGAACACGAUGAUGUGUACCAAGUGUGAAGGCAAACACAAGCGGUUCGAGAUGGAUCGUGAACCUGCUGAAGCCCGGUUCUGUGCUGAGUGCAACCGUUGCCAUAGCGCUGAGGAGGGGGACUUGUGGGCGGAGUCGAGCAUGUUAGGCCUACGCAUCACAUAUUUUGCCUUUAUGGAUGGAAAGGUCUAUGAUAUUACAGAGUGGGCAGGUUGUCAGAGAAUUGGUAUUUCUCCUGAUACACACAGAGUGCCCUAUCAUAUCUCCUUUGGUUCAAAGAAUAACAGCAACUCCACACGACACAGGACGCCCCCCGAGCAAGCGACAGGUCCAACUAACCCGGCCGAUCUGCAGGACUUCUUCAAUCGUAUAUUCAAGGGAGGACCUCCGAACGACAUGGCUGCCAACGGGGGCUUCUUUCCCUCAGGUCCGCCCCAUCAUCACCCUCCUGGUGGUGGAGCACCUACCUUCUCCCCUCCCCCGGGGCAGACAGGUUUUUACAUGCCGGGCGGUCAACGGCCAGAGUCAGCUGAGACGUGGGCUGAAAGCGGCAAACCCCCCAGGAGGAGGAAGAAGGUCCGCAAACCCUUCCAGAGGUGAAGUCUGUCGACCUCUCACACAGCAACACAGGGACACAGUGAAUAAUGGCCAUGUUUGUCUCUCGCCUGCCUGCUGGCAUGCCAAGACCUGAACUGGAGAGGAAUCACGUGGGUUGGCGUGACACCACCCAAGAGGAGAGACUAGAUCAGGAAGAGGAGCUUGUUGAAUGAAGAAAAGUAUCGAAGGAGAGUUGAAGUGGUGGCAGUGAUGGUGCUUUACCGCUCAUUUCACCUUAAUUUCUGUUGGUCUGUAAGACGACUGUAGCCUUGGCAUUGAAAUCCUUAUCAGGAUGCUGUAAUGAAACAUUUUCCUUUCCUAAAAUUCUGCCAAAUCCUGCAAUGCAUGAUUAACACACCUGCAUUUUAACACUUCAGUUCUCUCACAAUCUGUUAUUAAUGUUUUGUCUACAGUUAGUUUCAGACAGUGGUUCUAGUUGAUGAAAGGGACUGUGAAGUACAUUAACAUGAAGAAGAUAUUGAUCUGGGCAGCUUCAGUUUGUUCCCUAUAAUUGUGGCACUAUAUUUGAAGAAUGAAUGAAAGACAGCCAAGCUCAACAUAUUUUUUUCGGCUAAAUUCACAAAACUACAGAGUGCUUUUGACCAUCUGUAGAAUGGUUUUCCUACGCGAUGCAACAAACUUCUUAAUUGUACAUCCAGUAAUGACUAAUGGUUGGCCUGUUCUCCCUUAAAACCACAGUGCAGCUCUGGUACUCAGCAUAUGGCCUGCAAGGGAAAGCAAAAUACUGUUUGUCUGCAACUCCUAAUUGAAGUCACAAGCCACCAUGUGCAUGAGCUUUUCCCUUUGAUUGGUAGUAAAAUAAUCAGGAAAAUUGUCUUUUAAAAAUGGGCACGCUGCUUAAAAAUAGUUUUUCUCAGGAUCUUGAAAACAUAAUUAUUUUAAUGAGGUUUUAUAUAAUCUCUAAGAAAAACAAAUCCCGUCCAAGCUAAUACUAAAAAAAGAUAUGAUGUAAAACAUCAGUAUCAGUAAUGUAGCACUGUGUCCAUUUAUUCUGAAAUGAAUGAUGAAACUACCAGGGAAUGACAUCCUGCUUCAUAACCACUCACAGAACACACGUUUUCACAUUUAUCUGAAGAACCAAAACUCAUUAAGAAAUAAGUCUUAAAUUGAAAAAAGAACCUGUAAUGUUGUCAGUGUGUAAAAUCUGGACAUAAAUCAUUCAAACUGGUCAAAAUAAAUUGUUUUAGGAUGUACAAUGAUAUGAAUAUUGUUUCGUCAUCGGUUUUAUAUAAUUUAGUGCAGGUUCAGAUGCAACAGCAGGAGGAGUUCAGUAGUUUUGUUUAACACUGAGCUGUUCUGAGGAUGUCUCAAAACCUUUUAAGUGACACCUUGACAUAGUGAAAUGAUGUUUCUCCUCCAAAUAUUCCUGCAGAUUAAAACUGCUCCUCAAUACUGCCCCCUGUUGAUCCACCACAGCACUGGAACUGUUUCAUGUCUUUCUAUGCCUCUGGAAAUGCUUUGGGGUGCAUGUUAAGCAUUCUGUUUUUACAAACCUAAAUCAGAAAAAGUUGGGAUGGUACGUUACAUAAAAAUUAAAACACUAAAUUAUCCUUGAUCUGUUUUACAUUAGAAACUACAACAGGUUUUUUAUUUGAUAUUUCACCUCGUGUAUUUUUUUUUUUUUUUUUUGUCGAAAUACACAUGUUCAUUUUUAUUCUUGUUGCAUAUCUUAAAAAAUUUGGACAGAAACACAUUUUGUAAUGUUGCCAUUUCUUAACACUUAACAAAUGUUUAGGGUCUGAAGAAGUGUUUCAGGUGUGAUUUACGUGAACAGGACAGGAUCUUCAUGUUUUAUUAUGUUUCCAAGUCCAGGACCCUCUUCUUCCUCAGCCCCUGGAUCAGAGGUCAUAGUAUUCACCUUAAGCUUCAAAUCCUUACUGUUUACGCCCUGACAUACAUCCAGAUGAAUACAUCUUGAAUCUCAUCCCAUCAUUGGUCUGAAUCAACCAGACCUUUCCUGAUGCUGCUUUUGCACCACGUUGUCUUUGCAAUCAUUUGCUCACGUCAGCUGUUCCAUUUUUGUAAAGAUGUUGGAGACUGAAUGUAAGGAAUAGAUGUAUAUUCACAAAUUAAGUGAAACUGGCCAGACAAAACAUGAUAUGCAUUCAUAUCUACAUUGAAAUCCAAGUCAAGGUACAUUUUAAUACUAUAAAACUGCUUUUU
Molecule: messenger RNA, 4525 nt
Organism: Sphaeramia orbicularis (orbiculate cardinalfish)
Lineage: Eukaryota; Metazoa; Chordata; Actinopteri; Kurtiformes; Apogonidae
Gene: dnajc14
Product: DnaJ (Hsp40) homolog, subfamily C, member 14
Exons: 7
Coding region: 350-2344 (664 amino acids)
Molecular function (GO): dopamine receptor binding
Source: RefSeq, a predicted model, not a curated record